Molecule: messenger RNA, 738 nt
Organism: Panicum hallii
Lineage: Eukaryota; Viridiplantae; Streptophyta; Magnoliopsida; Poales; Poaceae
Product: transcription factor TB1-like
Exons: 1
Coding region: 1-738 (245 amino acids)
Biological process (GO): regulation of secondary shoot formation
Cellular component (GO): nucleus
Molecular function (GO): sequence-specific DNA binding; DNA-binding transcription factor activity
Source: RefSeq, a predicted model, not a curated record
AUGCCGGCGACCGCGUCGAUGUCUGAUUGGGACGGGUACGGCGCGCAGAUCUUCCCCGCCGACAUGAUGCUCCGCCACCAGGAGACCCUGGAGGCCGUGCUCCAGCAGCCGGUGGCGGUGGUGGCUCCCCUGCGGGCGCCGGAAGCGGCUGCGGGGGAGGGGGAGCUGAGGGACGCGGCGCCGGCGGCGGUGGCGGAUGGCGCCGGCGCCCAUGGCGCGGCCGUGCCGCGGAGGCGGCCGUACCGGACGGACCGGCACAGCAAGAUCCGCACGGCGCAGGGCGUGCGCGACCGGCGGAUGCGGCUGUCGGUCGGCGUCGCGCGGGAGUUCUUCGCGCUGCAGGACCGCCUGGGGUUCGACAAGGCCAGCAAGACCGUCAACUGGCUCCUCACCCAGUCCAAGCCGGCCAUCGACCGCCUCCACGACGCCGCCGAUCCGCCGGCGGUGGUGACGGGGAGAGGGGAGGGGAGCUCCUCGAGCGCUUGCUGUUUCGAGGACCCGAGGGAGGACGAGGAGGCGGCGGGGAAGGGAAGAAGCAGAGGUGUCGGUCGUUAUGGGCCAGCGGCGGCGCUCAUGGAAGAGCACGGCGGCGGCGAGGUCGACUGGAUCACGUCGGACGCCGCAGCGGCGGCGCCGCCGCAGCCACCGCAGCCGAUGGACGAGUUGGAGUACUACUACCAGUACUACCUGCAGCUCGAGGAGAUGAUGAGAUGCAACAACGGAGGAGUGCCAAGGUGA